Aspergillus saccharolyticus JOP 1030-1 is the source of this 1807-nucleotide messenger RNA. It is a transcript of the gene noc4, whose product is annotated as ribosome biosynthesis protein NOC4. Lineage: Eukaryota; Fungi; Ascomycota; Eurotiomycetes; Eurotiales; Aspergillaceae. The record is from RefSeq and is a predicted model, not a curated record. Gene Ontology annotation, cellular component: nucleolus; small-subunit processome; Noc4p-Nop14p complex. Bases 59 to 1705 code for a protein of 548 amino acids. The transcript is spliced from 3 exons. Gene Ontology annotation, biological process: ribosome biogenesis.
GCGGUGGACCUGCGCUUCUCCAUUGACGUCUGUCGCGAGUUUUCCCGUCUAGUCCAACAUGCCUGCAGCUACCGUCGGGCCCCCGGCCUCCAAGAAGAGAAAGAAUGUCAAAGAGAGUGCUGUGCCGUCGUCAAAACGGCGUGCCGUCGCUGAAACCGAGUCCGUCGAUGCGACCGCCGAGAUCCAACGGCUCGAAGACCAAAUCUCCGAAUCGCGAAAGCACUACAACAACAUCGCAACCCUGAUCUCGAUGCUCUCCACCCAGGGGUCUGCCAAACCGAAUGUCCCGGCUGCAUUGGCGCUGUGUCGUGUGUUCAGCCGACUGAUUGCGGGAGGGAAUUUGACCGAGUCAAGCCGCGCCGCAGAGAACGAGAAGAUCAUCGUUGCGUGGUUGAAAGAGCGUCUCAGGGAAUACCAAAAAGAGCUGCUGUCGAUCAUCCGCGAGAGUGAUCCCUCGUCGCAGAUCACCGCCUUGACCUUGUGCCUCUGCAUUGUCAACGAGCGUGCCACACAUCUGCCCGGAGACGACGGCAUUUGGUUGACGGGUCUGUUCAAAAAUGUUGUCGAGGCUGUGGUGGAGGCCAACAACGGCCAAGCGGUCCUCUCCGAGUUCAUCUCGAAGGCCAAGGAGUUUGAGGACGUGCGCUACUAUACCUUCAUUCAACUCGCUCAAUACGCCAGCGUCCCCCGCAGCUCGCAAACCAUCGACACCCUUACCACGAUCCUCUCCGCAUGCGACUCAAUCCCCACGCCCGAACACGAGUUCGAGAGCUUCUACACGAAAACCAGCAAGAACAACAAGCGAGUGGUGUCGGUCAAGUCUCACAAGAAGCACGCGCAGGAAGCGUGGCUGGCGAUCCUGCGCAACAACCUGUCGCAAGCGCAGCGCAAGCACCUGCUGCGCAUCAUGGUGCACAACAUCGAGCCGUGGUUCCUCCGGCCUGAACUCCUGAUGGACUUCUUGACCGACUCCUACAACGUGGGCGGAGCGACCUCGCUGCUCGCGCUGUCGGGCCUGUUCUACCUCAUCCAGGAGAAGAACCUGGACUACCCGCAGUUUUACCCGAAGCUGUACAGUCUGCUGGAUGCCGACCUGCUGCACUCGAAGCACCGCUCGCGCUUCUUCCGGUUGAUGAACACCUUCCUCGCCUCGACCCAUCUCCCCGCCGCCCUGAUCGCCAGCUUCAUCAAGCGCCUGUCGCGGCUGGCGCUCAACGCGCCCCCGACGGCCAUCGUCGCCAUUGCCCCCUUCGUCUACAACCUCCUCAAGCAGCACCCGACCUGCGCCUUCAUGCUGCACCGCCCCGUCAGUGACGCGGACCGCGCCGCCAUCCUCGCCGCCAAGGGCAUGGACGACCCCUACGACCCGCGCGAGCCCGACCCCAUCCGCACGCGCGCCAUCGACAGCAGUCUCUGGGAGCUCGAGACCCUCCAGUCGCACUACCACCCCAACGUCGCCGCCAUCGUCCGCAUCCUCGCCGAGCAGUUCACCAAACAGUUCUACCACCUCGAGGACUUUCUGGACUACACGUACCAGGGCAUGCUGCAGGCCGAGUUGGGCACAGAGGACAAGCCGUUCAAACGCGUCCCCGUCGUCGAGUACCAAAUACCGCGUCGGAUCUUCACGAAUCGCCUGCUGGAAGAAGACGGGGGCCAGGACACUGCACCGGGCAGCCUGCUCCGAGAAUUGUGGGAGUUUGCAUAGGUGUGGAUCUGCUUGGCGCACGGGGUUGUUACGACUAGAAUACCUUCUACCUUUUCACUUACUGUACAUAAUUUAGCGACUCUUUUUUUUUCAAAGAUUUCC